Messenger RNA from Anguilla anguilla (European eel), 3429 nucleotides. RefSeq names its product BTB/POZ domain-containing protein 6-B-like. The transcript is spliced from 4 exons. The record is from RefSeq and is a predicted model, not a curated record. Gene Ontology annotation, cellular component: cytosol. Gene Ontology annotation, biological process: neurogenesis. Bases 1414 to 3021 code for a protein of 535 amino acids. Lineage: Eukaryota; Metazoa; Chordata; Actinopteri; Anguilliformes; Anguillidae. Gene Ontology annotation, molecular function: protein binding.
UCUAUUUGCAAUAAAAUACCGAUAAAAAAACAGCAUGGCAUACAUUUAAUUCGACUGCUCAACUGCACGGGAGCGAGGGACGCGUCUAGCUAGCUAGGCUACGUGUGAGAUGCGAUCUAUUAUGUUAUGUAUGCUACUUCAUUUUGUUUGUAAUGCAUGCUACGUUGCCGAUCUGGUAAAUAGUCACACAUUCUGCUGAUAUUUAAAAGGAAACACGGGACCAAUAAGACAAUAUAGGCCGACGCGUCAUUUAGUUAAUUAAGAUACAUAGCAUUGGCGUCUUAAUAAAGGCACCUUUCCGCAACGUUAGUUGUUUUCUUCCAGAAACCCAGCUAGCUAACGUUGGCUAAUUAUAAACGGCCAGUCGAGACAACAGCUUCCGUCCCAGACCCGUGCUUACAAAGCAGUAAAGUACACUGCAACGUUUCUCGUCCUGUGUUAUUUGACGUGGCUCAAACAGUAUAUCAUAGAGUGGUGUAUAAAGAUAUGAACCUGUUCCGUGACAUUGUUUAUUGUGAAUUGAAUCAUGUUUCAUUAUUCUCAAAUAAACUUCCCUCUGGUCGUUCUUCCCAGAAGCAGCGUUACGUUUUGCACAGAUUUCCGUGGAGAUUUCGUUUCCCCCCUCAGUACCAUGAACAACCAAAAAACCCUGUCAAUGCAAUUUUUUGUUUGUGUAACCGUACUUGAAACACUCCAUUGCUGGAGGUUGUAUGUACAUUUUGGCCUCCCUGGGGUCGGCAAUAUUUUCGUCGUAUUUGUGAUUAUUAAGAGAAGGACGGCCUAGCUGGGGGAGGCGCCUCGGGCUGCGACGUCAAAAGCAUCUGAUUUGGUGACAGCGAAAUGGGCGUGCAUGUCUUCUACAAAAAAGUAAAGUACUAGGCAGUCGUCACAGAAGGAAAGAAAACGAUGCACGUUAGUUACUGGAGUACCCACAUAGUAUUCGGAGGACCACAGUCCAGUCCCUCUUACGCCUAGUUUUUAAAUUAUUAGUAAAGCCCGCGUCGCAGGCUCACGAUUGCAUUCGGUACAAAUUAAUCGCUGUCAUAUUCUGAUGUUCCGCAAAGACAGCAUUUAUUUUUUAGAACCACGCGUAUUAAAAUCGACAUUGUUGUAUGGAAUACACUAGCACUUUUAAACAGGAUGACAUGAGAAAGAAAAAAUAUAUAUUCGUUUGGUGGCUGGGAUAAUUCUGAUGGACGCAUACCAUUGAUGCCGGCUUUUAAAUUGUCCCGGGUUUCGUAAAUGGUUGCCUGUCGUAGGAUGCUGCUGGGGCUCGCCUUUCAGUGCGCACGCGACAUUAUGUAACGGGAAUCGCAGUCGUUUUCAAACCUGCAUUUACUUGGAGCUGAUACUGAAUCUAUCAUCAUCCUUAACGUUUCUCUUCCAAAGCUGCUUCCUCUGUUCUAUUUGCUGAUGCCCACAGCUGCAGAUUGCCUGUAUGGGCGGAUCAUGAGGUGUUUGACUUUUUUCCUUCUGCUUCCAGAAAACUUGAAAAAGGCUAAAAAGAGUGGGAGACACUCCGGCAAGCUGCCAGUAUGUUAUGAGAUCGUGACUUUAGCCUUGGAGAAGAAAAUGGCCGCAGAACUAUACCCUGUCAGUACACAGACUAAUAUCCCGAAUAGCAACGGUAUUGUAGUGACGGCUGCCAGCAAGAAGAGCAUCGUCCAAGUCACCCAGACGAUAACCACUGUUACUGCCGCCACGACUCAACAGAAUAUCAAAAACAACAACGUCGAGACUACUAGCUGGCAGACUUCUCACCCAACACUGCGAGAGAGGAAUGCUUUAAUGUUUAACAACGAACUCAUGGCCGAUGUUCAUUUUAUUGUGGGUCCUCCAGGCGAAUCACAAAAAGUACCUGCCCACAAGUAUGUUUUGGCGGUUGGCAGUUCUGUUUUUGGUGCAAUGUUUUAUGGAGACCUUGCAGAGGGAGAGUCAGAAAUUCACAUCCCGGAUGUGGAGCCUGCUGCUUUUUUAAUUCUGCUAAAAUACAUGUACAGCGAUGAGAUAGAACUGGAAGCAGACACAGUGUUGGCCACUUUGUACGCCGCCAAGAAGUACAUUGUACCGGCCCUGGCAAAGGCGUGCGUUAACUUCCUGGAGACGAGCCUGGAGGCGAAGAACGCCUGCGUGCUGCUGUCCCAGAGCCGGCUGUUCGAGGAACCCGAGCUCACCCAGCGCUGCUGGGAGGUGAUCGACGCCCAGGCGGAGCUGGCCCUGCUGUCCGAGGGCUUCUGCGAGAUCGACCGGCCCACGCUCGAGAUCAUCCUGACGCGGGAGACCCUCAACAUCAAGGAGGCGGUGGUGUUCGAGGCCGUGCUCAGCUGGGCGGUGGCCGAGUGCAAGAGGAGGGGCCUGGCGCCCUCCUCCCGGAACAAGAGGAGCGUGCUGGGCAAGGCGCUCUACCUGGUCCGCGUCCCCUCCAUGACGCUGCAGGAGUUCGCCGACGGGGCGGCCCAGUCGGACAUCCUGACGCUGGAGGAGACGCACAAGAUCUUCCUGUGGUACACGGCGGCCAACAAGCCGGACCUGGGCUUCCCGCUGGGCCGGCGGAAGGGCCUGUCGCCGCAGCGCUGCCACCGGUUCCAGUCCUCGGCCUACCGCAGCAACCAGUGGCGGUACCGGGGCCGCUGCGACAGCAUCCAGUUCGCGGUGGACCGGCGCAUCUUCAUCGCCGGGCUGGGCCUGUACGGGUCGAGCGGCGGGAAGGCGGAAUACAGUGUCUGCAUUGAGCUCAAGCGGCAGGGGGCCGUCCUUGCGCAGAACCUGACCAAGUUCGUCUCGGACGGGUCCAGCAGCACCUUCUCGGUGUGGUUCGAGCACCCGGUCCAGGUGGAGCAGGACACUUUCUACACCGUCAGCGCCGUCCUGGACGGGAACGAGCUCAGCUACUUUGGGCAGGAGGGCAUGACGGAGGUGCAGUGCGGGAAGGUGACCUUUCAGUUCCAGUGCUCCUCGGACAGCACCAACGGGACCGGGGUGCAGGGGGGACAGAUCCCCGAACUGGUCUUCUACGCGUGAGAUUGCACGCGGGGCAUUUUGAGCGCACCCCCGUCACUGCUGUCAUGGAAACUUGGGAAAAAAAAACCCAAACAAGACGCUGUCUUCUUAGCAGUGAGGAGGCUACGUAAAACACUCAAAAUGCCUGCUAAAUGUUUGACAGACUUGACGCGAAGGAAUGCUUUACCGCUGUAUUUAUUUGAAAAUAAACUAAUCUGAGUUAAUUACCGAGGCAACAGCAUGCCACCCCGUGUAAAAAUGAAAAGGCUGUACUGCACUUCCUGCGGGUAACGCCCAUUACUGCUUUGUGAUCUGUACAUAUGUGAUGACGGUUCCUUUUCGGCCUGAGGCCGGUGGACAGAUUUGGUGUUCUGUGUUUGGGGGGGCAGCUCGCCAACCCGCAAACCAUAAAAAAAGGUUUUUAUGUGA